Bipolaris oryzae ATCC 44560 is the source of this 492-nucleotide messenger RNA. RefSeq lists its product as uncharacterized. The coding region runs from base 1 to 492 and encodes 163 amino acids. The record is from RefSeq and is a predicted model, not a curated record. Lineage: Eukaryota; Fungi; Ascomycota; Dothideomycetes; Pleosporales; Pleosporaceae. The transcript has 3 exons.
AUGGAUCCGCUCUCAGUGACUGCAAGUAUCCUGACCCUUAUCACGGUCGCAGGAUCGAUUAUACAGCAUCUGGACCACAUGAAAUCUCGCAUGGAUCCUCAGGCUGAACUCAUCACAAUCUUUAAAACUUCAACGGAUCUACAAACGACUCUAACCGUGGUGCGUGAUGAAGAUACCGCGUUAAGAUGUAGCAAGACACCGGCGGCAAGGCUGGCCUACGACACCUUGCCCGAAACAAUUGGGAAACUAGAAAAGUACUUGAACCAACUCACUCAGUUUGCCCAUGCAAAUUUGUUGCGGAAUGGAAAGGGUUUAUCUCGCCUUGGGCUGAGUACACGACGAAAGAAUGAGUUGGCAGAGAUCCGAGAAAAGAUUUCAGAUGCGCAUCGGAAUUUGCAAUUUGGCUCUCCUUUCUGUAAAUCUUCGCCGGAACCGGGAGUUGUUGUCAAGGAUCGAAGAGAUUGCAAUUGUGCACAGCAAAAACCAUGCUGA